AUGUCAGCAAUAAGACUCGGCCCACGGAAUCUACUCGAGUUCAACGCGAGAUACGGCGUGCUCAUCUGUCGAGAAUGCCAGUACGGCAUUCAGAAAAACGCCCUGCAAAGCCACUUGCUCCGACACAAGAUCUAUCGUGAGGAAAGACAACGAUUACUGUCAUAUAUUUCUGAACUCUACCUGUUCGAGCCCGAGGAUGUACCUCUGCCCACCCCAGCGUCUCCACCCGUCGACGGUCUGCCCAUCAUAUCCGGCUAUCGCUGUACCAGGUGUGGAAAUCUCUGUGCCAGCUCCAAGCGCAUGAGACGCCACUGGAGCGAAAUCCAUGGCCUUAACAAUCCUCCAAAGUCCUCGUUCGCCCGCCCUGCCAAACUUCAGACAUUCUUCCGCGGGACCAAGCUUCGCUAUUUCGAGGUUACGUCACCGGCCUCCCCCACUACUAUUAAUGAAGAUAAUGACCCAAAUCAUACAAAUAAUGAUAAUGAUGCUGACGACGAUGAUCUCCGCGCUAAUGAUGAGGAGUAUAUUACGGAUACUCAACCGUCGUUGCUAUCUCAUGUACCAACACCCCGGGAAGCUCCAGGACCUUCUCCAGUUCACCUUGACCUGGAAACGCUGUCUUAUUUUUACCAUUUUACAACCACGACAAGACUCACGCUUCCUUCUAGCAUCAAUGUCCAACAAUCGGUAGCACACUACUGGCAAAUAGACAUUGUUCUUCAAGCCCUCCAGCGACAAUGGCUGAUGUGCGGUCUAUUAGCUGUUUCCGCGUGUCAUUUGGCCUCACUCGCGGACGACACGACAAUCGCCCACGUCCAUCAAAGGAGAUCGACGCAAUUUUUUGCUGAAUUCUCUGCCGGUUUCGAGACGCCAAAUAAUGAUAUCGACCUUGGGGUUGACGAGGAGGUUUGGAAAAUAAGCUGGCAACUAAGAUGCGUGCUACGUUGUGCACACUGGGCAUGGACCAAAUCCGCAUAUGAUGAAGUGGUCAUCCCCGAGCUGGUGGCUCCUUCUGACCUACAGUCCAUCAUAACGACCAUUCGGAGCCUAAUGGUCUCUGAACAUAGCAUCCAAGAUAUGGAAGACAAUGGCAAAUCAACUUCUAGAUCAAUAGAUACUGGAAACUUCGGUGCAUUUCCCUCCUCUGGCAAGACACCCUCAAGCAUAUUCAACGUCCUUCGGGUGCUCCCUUCUCGCAUGGCAGAGAGAUUGGGAAAACCAGAGAAUGUGCAGGACGUUUUGGUCACGCUCUCAGCAACUGCAGUUCUAGCUGAAUGCUGUAACAUUAGCUUCGCGUCUGAUGAUGUGGCAGCGGCGUGUGAGGCUAUGGCGAUAUGGUUGAUCAAGAUUCCAGAAUACUUUCACGAUAUGGUUUUACGCCAAAGCCCAGCUGCUCUUGUUGUGCUAGCCCAUUGGGCAGCAUUGUUGGUCAAGCGAGCCGAGGAUUGCGGUUGCUGGUUCUUGAGGGGUUCGGCAAAGGCAAUCCAGUUGCAGAUUGAAGAACGCCUACCGGUAGAUGACUACGCCGUUCAGGGUCUGGUUAUAGGCCUGACGGAUAAAAUUUGA
Messenger RNA from Aspergillus tanneri, 1566 nucleotides. RefSeq lists its product as uncharacterized. NCBI's taxonomy places the organism in Eukaryota, Fungi, Ascomycota, Eurotiomycetes, Eurotiales, Aspergillaceae. The transcript has a single exon. The coding region runs from base 1 to 1566 and encodes 521 amino acids. The record is from RefSeq and is a predicted model, not a curated record. Gene Ontology annotation, biological process: regulation of transcription by RNA polymerase II. Gene Ontology annotation, molecular function: DNA-binding transcription factor activity, RNA polymerase II-specific.